AAAUUGUUUUGAACUGAAAAAAAAAUCUAGUGGAAAUAAAAUAAUUAAAAUUAAUAGGCAAAUAACCAUGGAGAGACUUAAUUUAAUCAAUCAGUGCAUAGCUUGUAUAUUCAUUCUUCAAAUUACAACAUGUUUAGCGCAAAGACCUAUCAGAGAGCAUAAUUAUAAUAGGAGAGAACAUUCAUUAGUCAAGCCAUUUUUAACUGCCGGUCUCUCGGUUCCUUAUUGGGAUUACACAGGAUCUGUCAUGUUUACACAGAAUUAUGUUCGUUUAACGCCAGAUGAACAAAGUAUGAGCGGAGCUAUUUGGAAUCAAAUUCCGUGCUGGAAUCGCAAUUGGGAAUUGUUUGUUGAUUUUAAGGUAGCUGGUCGUGGCAAGGAUCUUUUUGGAGAUGGACUUGCUAUUUGGUAUGCAAAGGAUAGAAUGGUUGUCGGACCAGUCUUUGGUAGCAAGGAUUACUUUAAUGGAUUAGCUAUUAUUAUCGAUACGUACUCAAAUCACAAUGGUCCACAUAAUCAUCAACAUCCAUACAUUUCUGCUAUGAUUAAUAAUGGAACAUUGCACUAUGAUCACGAUAGAGACGGAACACAUACGCAACUUGCAGGAUGUGAAGCUAGAUUUAGAAAUGUUGAGCAUACAACGCAGAUUAAGAUCCGCUACGAAAAUGACGUACUUUCCGUCUUUACUGAUUUAGAAAAUAAGAAUGAAUGGAAGGAAUGCUUUUCUGUCGAUAGUGUUGAAUUGCCAACAGGAUAUUAUUUCGGAGCAUCAGCAACUACUGGUGAUUUGAGCGAUAAUCAUUUAUUGAAUUCCAUGAAAUUUUUCGAACUUGAAGGCGCAACGACUGCUGAACGCGCUCAAAUAGUUCCACGUGCAUCUAAAUUUGAGGAGCCAAGAGAACAUGUCGACGAUCCAAAGCCAAGCUGGUCGAAUCUUCAAAUCUUUGUUGUCUUAUUGCUUGGAAUGAUUGGAGCUGUUAUAUGUUCCAUUGCUGGAUACAUGUACUACGAGAAAUACCAACAAAAUAAAAAGAAACGAUUCUACUGAGACAAGCCUAAGCGAACUCGACAAGCUGAUUCUUCGACACGUAAAAAUAAUUCGAGAAAAUUUGUCUAAACAAUUUCUUCUUCCUUGUCUGUUGAAUCUAUCUUCCUGCCUUGAUGAGUUCGAGAAUUUUUAAUUGAAAAUAAAUCUAUUCAAUAAUUCGUAAAAAGUCACAUCACUUAAGACAUUUAGUUGUGAACCAAAAAGAAAAAAGAAAGAGAAAGAAAACAUAAUUUUUUUCCUUCAUAAGGAUCUCUCCUCAUUAAAUAUUUUUAGCGCCAUCAAUUAAGAGUUAAGUGUUUAAUUUGUUGAUUACACCUUUUUUGUUUUUUUACUAUGAAUAUUCUCUUCAACUUUAAAAAUAAACACGCUUUUUAUGAGUUAUGAUAAUUUUAUGCAUGAUUUUUAAUUAAAAAUGAGAAAAAUGAUGGGAAACAGUGUGAUCAAUGGGUUCAAUUUUAUCAUUAUUAGAAAAACGAAUCUUCUAUUGAGAAAAAAUUGUAUAAAAAAAUAAAUUAAUUUGAAAACUUUAAAAUAAUGUUCGUUUUUAUUUUGUUUAAGGAAUUAAGAAUUUAAGUAGAAAAAAAAUAAGUUUUGAAAAAUUAACGCAAAAAUAAUAUUUGAAAAAUAACUGUCAUAAAAUAUUCAAAAGUAGGACUUGCAUAAAUAUAAAAUAAAUUUGACAGUUAAAUUACAACUUAAGUAGAAAUGAUUUUAAAACCAUACAAAUUAUCCCUGAAAAACCUCACAAAUGGUUAAUAUCAUAUCCUUUUACUUAACGAAGCCGUCUGAUUUUCUCAAAUUCCUGAUCAAGUAAUCUCUUUGCUUCCUCCUUUUCCAUGAAUCUAUCAGUUAUCAUCUGCACUGUAUCUGGCUCGUGUUUCCACCUGUCUUUAAAUGAAAUUUUCGGGAACUUUUUCUUAAUUUCAUCAAAUGAAAAAUCUCGCAAUUCAUCAUGGCUAAAUCUAUUGCUUAAUUUAAGGACUUCUAUUGCAUUAUCAGCAUUUAAAGUUCCUAAUAUUUGUGUAGCUGCAAAGUUCUUCAAUUCAUUAAUUUUUAAUCGACCGGCGGCAGCAAAAAGACGCAAUAAAUUUAAUCCAUCAACAUUCGGAAACUCAUCAGUGUAAAUAUAUUUUAGGACCUUUUCAAAAAUGUCAUUAGGUAUGCCAUAUAAAUUUAUAUUCUCAACUUCUGGAUUCUUUUUAAUAAUUUCAGCAAAAGUUGAACUUCGAGCAACAAGUAUGAAUUUGUGAACGGAAAAUAUUUGAUCGCCAAUUUGAAUUUUAAAGUCUUUAUAGCUGUCAUCUGUAAUCAACUUGUUAAUGUCGUAAAAAAUGGUUUGCUGCUUUUCAGCCUCCUUUUGAGUGAUAUUUUUGUAAAGUUGAAAAUUCUUGCAAAUGACGUGAUUGACUUCACCUUUAAGUUCAGCAAGUGUUGCAUUUCUGUUUAUAUAUUCUGGAUAUUUUGAAUAAAAUUUUUUGAAGUUAUUGUUCUUGCUAAGAUUUACGUGCUUGAGCUUCUUCAAACUAUCGAAAACGUUUGGUUCGAUGAUUUUCAAUUUAUUUCCCAUGAACGAAACUACUUCCAAAUUUGUAAAGCCUUCAAAUAAGUCACCAGGCAGGAACUCAAUCUCAUUAUGCAUAAAGUAAAUUUUCUUCAGAAAUUUGUACUCGGCUAAAUCAUUUUUGUUAACAUUUUUCAGAGAUGAUGACCAAAUUGUUAAAUUUGUCAUAUUCGGUACCAGUUUUGUAAGACCUUGCGGCACUUUUGACAUCUCACAAUGAUGAAAUUUGACUUCCUGUACAUCCUCCCACGUUUUUCCUACUGCAUGCUCUCCAAUUAUGUCCAUAACACUAACAGGAGGAAUGAAUUUUUCAUCUAUUAGGCAUAUGUAGAAUGUUUCAUUAGUAACAGUCUCCUCAAAAAAUGUGCAUAACAGAGACAUAAUGGAACUUGAUGAAUC
Messenger RNA from Chironomus riparius, 3008 nucleotides. The record is from the annotation of a GenBank genome assembly. NCBI's taxonomy places the organism in Eukaryota, Metazoa, Arthropoda, Insecta, Diptera, Chironomidae.